UCGUGUGCGCGACUGGGCGGCCUCGGGGUCUUUUUGCUUCCCAUUUUGUCUCGCGUGCGGCACGUCCACCGUGGUUCACUGACGUUUCCGCUGUGCCAUCGCAUGGCCGACGUGUGCAUACGGCUCGCACUCGCGUGGUACUCGCCGUGUCACGAGCCGCGUCGCCGCUGAAGAGGGUCAGCCCGUCGCGACAACGUCGACGUGUCGGACGUACUUACCACGCCGUAACGAUCCCCUGAAAAGGAACCCGUCGCAGGGUCCGCUAUCCCGUCGUCGACGCGAGCCACAUUGCCUGCUCGUUCACCGUCAUCGUCGCCGUCGUCGUCGUCGUCGUCCACGUCCACCUUCGGGCGGACCAGAGCGCGCGCGGCAGCAAUUAAUUUUCAGCAUCUCGGGCACCAGCGCGCCGUAACGCCGCGACCACGCGUUCCCACGCACAUCCGCAGCGAUGUCGAACGAGGAGACCUCCGCCGACCGCAAUGUCGAGAUCUGGAAAAUCAAGAAGCUUAUAAAGAGCCUCGAAAUGGCCAGAGGGAAUGGCACGAGUAUGAUUUCGUUAAUUAUCCCCCCAAAGGACCAAAUAUCGAGAGUGAGCAAGAUGCUGGCGGAUGAAUUUGGUACAGCGUCAAAUAUUAAGUCACGUGUAAAUAGAUUAUCUGUUUUGGGUGCAAUCACAUCAGUGCAGCAUAGGCUAAAGCUAUAUACUAAAGUGCCUCCAAAUGGCCUGGUAAUUUAUUGUGGAACUAUUGUAACAGAGGAAGGAAAAGAAAAGAAGGUCAACAUCGAUUUUGAGCCUUUCAAACCUAUCAAUACAUCUUUAUAUCUUUGUGAUAAUAAGUUUCACACAGAAGCGCUCACUGCAUUGCUUGCGGAUGAUAACAAAUUUGGUUUUAUUGUAAUGGAUGGUAAUGGAGCGUUAUUUGGAACGCUACAAGGCAACACGCGCGAGGUGUUACAUAAAUUUACUGUGGACCUACCCAAGAAACAUGGGAGAGGUGGUCAAUCUGCAUUGCGUUUUGCCAGAUUACGCAUGGAAAAGCGGCAUAAUUAUGUUAGAAAAGUAGCCGAAGUCGCUACUCAAUUAUAUAUUACGAACGACAAACCUAACAUCGCUGGAUUGAUUCUCGCGGGUAGCGCCGAUUUCAAAACGGAACUUAGUCAAUCCGAUAUGUUCGAUCCGAGAUUGCAAGCGAAGGUUAUAAAGUUAGUUGAUGUAUCAUAUGGUGGUGAAAAUGGUUUUAAUCAAGCUAUUGAGUUAGCGGCCGAAUCUUUACAAAACGUGAAGUUUAUUCAAGAGAAAAAACUAAUCGGUCGUUACUUUGAUGAAAUUUCUCAAGAAACUGGUAAAUACUGUUUCGGUGUUGAAGACACUUUGAGAGCCUUGGAAUUAGGUAGCGUCGAAACUUUAAUUUGUUGGGAAAAUUUAGAUAUUCAACGAUAUGUCUUGAAAAAUCAUACAAAUGCGGAAGAAAAAGUGCUACACUUAACGCCAGAACAAGAAAAGGAUAAGACUCAUUUUACUGAUAAAGAAAGCGGGGUAGAACUGGAACUCGUGGAGUGUCAGCCACUACUUGAAUGGCUCGCGAAUAAUUAUAAAAGUUUUGGUGCCACUUUGGAAAUUAUUACAGACAAGUCUCAGGAAGGAUCCCAGUUUGUUAGAGGUUUUGGUGGCAUUGGAGGAAUCCUCCGCUACAAAGUUGAUUUCCAGUCACUGCAGGCCGAUGAGCCUCUUGAUGAUGUUGACCUUGAUGAUUACUAAUUUCAUCUGUGAAUUACUCAGAAUCGAACAGCUUGCAUAUUCGGAAAGGUAUUUUGCGGUACAAAGUGGACUUUCAAAGUAUGCAGCUGGACGACAUUGAAACUGAUGGCUUUGAUUUGGAUGACUACUAAAUGACUCAAUCGACAUUUGGUUCUCUUAGCUUCGGAGAAAGCAGGAGGGACACGAGUAUGUUCUUUCUCAUAUGAUGUCCCAAGAAAGAAUCAUAAAAAACAAAUUUCAAAAUUUACAAUAACAGCACGUACGAUAUCGUCAUAAAAUUAUUGUCUAGAAUUUACCAAACAUCAAGCAGAUUGUAAUUGAUACACGAAAGAGAAGAGCACCAGCGAAUAUGACGCGGCUGAAAUAAACCAUGUCUAUAUGAAUGAAAAGGCGAUUCGAAGACUGUGACACUUAAUUAAGCCAGCUUGAUACCUGCCUACUCUCAUACAUUCACCACCUUGUAUUACAAUUUUAUGGUCCUUAAUUAUUCACAGGGAUUCUUUUAAAUAAUUACAUUACGCGCUUUACAGUUUCGAAUACAAAUGUACAGUGUAUGGUGGUUCGAUCGUAAUUUUAUAUUAAAUUGAUGUUUGUCAUCUUAUCAUAGAUUUUACGAGAAAUGAGUAUUUGAACUACAAGGAGCGGCUGUAGCGGUAUUUUGUUCAUACACAAUCAUGAAAGAGCUGUAAUAAACUGAUUAUUAUGAACAUACAAUUGCGUAUCGUGCAUUCUACACCGAUAUUUGCAAAAUUCAUACGAAGAAGAGUUCUGUAAAUAGAUGUCAAUUUUUAAAAACGGCACAGUUGCCUUAGACAUAAGUUGAGGUCGCGUACACGAUCCACGGAGUAAAUGAAGUAUUUCCGUCUUAUGCAGUGAUACACACUUGUAAACAUAAGGACAGAUAAUUCCUCGCAAUCCUACAUUGCUCCGUUGCUGGCUCUUGGCUCUUAGAUUUUUGUACAUUCACACAAUUGUACAUAAGAAACGCUUCGCAAAAGUAUCGAAGUAAUUUUUCAUUGUUAUAGUGAUGCACCUCAAUGAAGAGAAAGAUAUUCCCCGCGCAAUAUUUAAACGGUUACUGAAGAUAUUACGAAAUUUAUUUUAACAUUGUUAAUUUAAUUCGCUUAUUCGUACGAUGCCUCUGUAAUAAACGACGCUAUGUAUGUAUAAAUGUGAAAAGAAUGUAACGUGCAAUUUUGGUGAAGUAUCCUUUAUGAAAGAAUACUGUAUAGAGAGCAAAGAGUUUCUCAAAGAGUCUCGAAUGCUGUGAGAUUUACUCGAUGAAAAUGGUGUAUCGUUAUUUAAUAAUGUACCUACAUUAUUUGCGAUAUUGUUGUAAUGUACACCUUGCAGAGACAAAAACAGGCGCACAAGAGAACUUCAUCAAAGUGGAACGUUCGAAAGAGAGAGAUCCAAUUUUGCGAUAUGUGCACAACGAAUUCCAGAACGUGAUGGUUCGAAGUAUUUGUAUCUGUGUAUUGUCUCUCAAGAUACCCAGAUGUUAAUUGCCGGCUUAACGUUUCUUCAAAUUUUUAUAUGUAAACAUUUUCUCACUAUAGGAGUCUAGAUAGUUAUUUAUUUCUAUACAUCGGUGCGACUACGUUUCUGCUUAGCGGAACAUCCGAUUUAAGUACGCAAAAUAGAUAAAUUAAGAAAUCAAUAAAUAUCAAUGAGUGAAAGUGAAAGAGAGAAUGAGAGGAAGAGAAAAAGAGUGCGAAAAAGGAAGAGAGUAGGGAAAGCCUUGUAAUCUUUGUUUUAAGGUAAAAGGUACACGGAAAUGUCGUCCACGCGUUGCUUUAAUAACAGGAUCGAUGACGUACUUAGAUUAUGGCUUGCCUAUGAUCUCUAUAAGCAUAGUUGUAUAAUCUGCUAACAUGUUCGUCAUUGAUUAUUUUUACUCCCACGUAUUUUGCCAGUGGAAUGUAUCUUUUAUUCGAAAUCAAUUGUUUCCUUAAUAAUCUUAUUAGAUUUUGUAUCCGACAGAAAGGCAAUACGAGAGCGCAAUCGUUGUGAACAUUUUAUCCCGGCCGAUUUUUCAGAGUACAAUUUUAUUGUAAUGCUUCACGUUUUUUCGUAUAUGUGUAUCACACGUGCUGUUCUAAAAUGAAAUCUGGUUUCUAUUUUGCUGGAUUACAAGUAUACAUGAAUCAUAGCUAAGGAUUGGAAAAGAAAUUUUCGAUGGUACUGCUGCUCAUUUUCUGAGAUCUUAUGCUUUGUCAGGUGACAAAGAGGGAGAUUGAAAUAAUGACUAAAAACAUUCCAUAUAUGUAUAUACAUGUAUCGUGUAUUAGUGCACGAAAUAACAAAUGAAUUUUUCGAAAAACUAUCUUUACAAUAAAAUAAAUAGUUUAUUAA
This is a messenger RNA of Solenopsis invicta (red fire ant), 4114 nucleotides long. RefSeq names its product eukaryotic peptide chain release factor subunit 1 (gene eRF1). The transcript has 12 exons. Bases 449 to 1759 code for a protein of 436 amino acids. Gene Ontology annotation, molecular function: sequence-specific mRNA binding; translation release factor activity, codon specific. Gene Ontology annotation, biological process: cytoplasmic translational termination. The record is from RefSeq and is a predicted model, not a curated record. Gene Ontology annotation, cellular component: cytosol; translation release factor complex. Lineage: Eukaryota; Metazoa; Arthropoda; Insecta; Hymenoptera; Formicidae.